Molecule: messenger RNA, 1226 nt
Organism: Lolium rigidum
Lineage: Eukaryota; Viridiplantae; Streptophyta; Magnoliopsida; Poales; Poaceae
Product: rac-like GTP-binding protein 3
Exons: 8
Coding region: 235-879 (214 amino acids)
Biological process (GO): regulation of actin cytoskeleton organization; cortical cytoskeleton organization; regulation of cell shape
Cellular component (GO): cytoplasmic vesicle; plasma membrane; cell cortex
Molecular function (GO): GTP binding; protein kinase binding; GTPase activity
Source: RefSeq, a predicted model, not a curated record
GGGGUUGGUCCUCUACUUCUCUCUACUCUGAAGACAGACAGUACUACUGAGGUGCGAAGCAUGUGACUCUCUUCACUUCGCAAAGAAGUCACGCACCAAACACAGCACCCCCAUUCCCCACACCACACCGCAGCAAGAACUCCGCCGCUCCGCUCCGCUCCCCUCCUCGCACCCUCUUCCGUCCCGCCCUGCCCCUCCUCGAGCUCCGGGCAACCGGCGAGGCCUGCUGCGGCCAUGGCGUCCAGCGCUUCGCGGUUCAUCAAGUGCGUCACGGUCGGCGACGGCGCCGUCGGCAAGACCUGCAUGCUCAUCUGCUACACCAGCAACAAGUUCCCCACCGACUACAUACCUACGGUGUUUGACAAUUUCAGCGCAAACGUAGUUGUUGACGGCACCACAGUGAAUUUGGGCCUUUGGGACACUGCGGGGCAGGAGGAUUACAACCGGCUGAGGCCUCUGAGCUACCGUGGAGCUGAUGUUUUCGUGCUUGCCUUCUCGCUUGUGAGCCGAGCUAGCUAUGAGAAUAUUAUGAAGAAGUGGAUACCGGAGCUUCAGCAUUACGCCCCUGGCGUGCCAGUUGUGUUGGUAGGCACAAAACUAGAUCUUCGUGAAGACAAGCACUACUUGAUGGACCAUCCUGGCAUGAUACCCGUUACCACAGCACAGGGAGAGGAGCUUCGGAAACAAGUUGGUGCAUUAUAUUACGUAGAGUGCAGCUCAAAGACACAGCAGAAUGUCAAAGCUGUCUUUGAUGCUGCUAUCAAGGUGGUAAUCCAGCCCCCAAGUAAGCAAAGAGAAAAGAAGAAAAAGAAACAACGACGGGGAUGUUCUAUGAUGAACGUCUUCGGCGGAAGGAAGAUGCUAUGCUUCAAAUCCUGAAGAUCAUGUCUCUUGCUUGAAGCAAUGCCACGGGCACAACCUCAAACUGCCAAAGCUUGAGAUCUGGAUGUACUGAUUGCGCAGUUGGUGUGUAUAUUUGCAUCGUUGUUAAUUAAUGACUAGAGGUAGAUGGUAAGAACUAGCUUUCUUAUGUGCUGCAGAAAGCCUGGGUUAUUAGCUUUCUUCGUGCUAGGAAGUUCUGUAGAGACCAAAGAAACAAAACGAGAUUUUGCUCCGUCGUGGCAAAUCGCAACCUUUUGUAUUGUCAGUUAGUGCAUUAUGUUAUUUUGUGGUAACAUUGAGAGCAAACGUUGAAAUCUUAUUAUGUGCCAAUUUGUCUGAGAACA